Molecule: messenger RNA, 373 nt
Organism: Eremomyces bilateralis CBS 781.70
Lineage: Eukaryota; Fungi; Ascomycota; Dothideomycetes; Eremomycetales; Eremomycetaceae
Exons: 2
Coding region: 12-230 (72 amino acids)
Source: RefSeq, a predicted model, not a curated record
GAGCUCGCAGUAUGGCUUACGCUUCACGGACGGACCGACCUUCACGGACGAGUGGCUGUACCACACACACCCUUCAAUCGAAACCCCGGACGUCUACGAACGACCUCACCAUCACCAUCACCAUCACACGAUCCGAUCACCACCGACAAACCCAGUACGGAUGCAUGCAGGAUACCAGUGAUGGCUGUCCAUGCGACGAGAAAAGGAUCGAUGUGAGCAAGAGCAAAUGAGAAGGGCGUGUGUGAGAAUGCGGAAAAGUAAAGAUGCUGUAAAACAGGAAAAAAAACUCGCUAAAACAGUCAAAUGUAUGCGAUGCGAUGCGAUGCGAUGCGAUGCGAUGUGUGUUUCAGGGUUACCCGAUCGAGGAAAUCGA